This is a messenger RNA of Baudoinia panamericana UAMH 10762, 1004 nucleotides long. RefSeq lists its product as uncharacterized. The record is from RefSeq and is a predicted model, not a curated record. The transcript has a single exon. Lineage: Eukaryota; Fungi; Ascomycota; Dothideomycetes; Mycosphaerellales; Teratosphaeriaceae. The coding region runs from base 90 to 935 and encodes 281 amino acids.
GUUCAUGGAUGAUCCUUUGCAGUUUCGCUGUCCUUCCUCGGUAGUCAUUCGUACGUUGUAGACCGGGGAGAUAUCGUCUGUACAGUACUAUGGCAGUCAUGCAACCUGCCUGUUUCCUAACCUUGCCCUCGGAAUUAAGGAACAGCAUCUACACCUAUGUCUUCGAUUCCCUUCCGGAGUGCGAGGAGCUGGACGCUCCUCCUGAAAGACUUCUACUGCUCUCUGCGCCGAUAUUUCGGUUCGAAAACCGCACCACGUAUCUAGACUCUGCAUACCAUAACAUCCAGGCCCGCCGCAAGCUUGCCGUACUGGCGACAUGCCGUCAGAUCCACGAUGAAGCUCACCUCAUGGCCUUAUCCAAGACUUCCUUCCACAUCAGCGGUGAAUGUACCUAUCCCGAUCUCUUCAACAUUAAGUCGCGACCGCUUAAUCCCAGCAAGAUUGGCGCGAUACGGCACCUUACGCUCACGGCGCGUAUCAGUCAUCUACGAGCGCUGAACGAGACAUGGGGUGGCUUGCCGUUUGGGCAUGCUGGUCUGGACCUAGAUACGCUGACGAUCAUUCCACGGCGGCCUGACUGCAGCACCUCCGCCUACGCCGAGGUGGCAGACUUGAGCCAAAGCCAUACACUAGCCUACAUUUUCGCCGAGACGUUGAAGAGCCUACGCAAUGUCGGGGCGGUGGAGGUGAGGAACUCGGCUUGCUUCAAUGACGUGGUUUGGAGGAUUGUGUAUCGAAGCCUAGUCUAUAGGACGUGGAGGUGGGGUGGUGAGUGCUGUGGUGUGAGGUUCGAGGCGAGUCCAGACGCGGACAAUGAGAGAGAUGCCUGGUUCAAGGUGCACUUUGGGGAUGGCAAAACAGGUAGUGAUGUAGGGGAGGAGGUUAUUCGCUUAGCUGGAGGGGAGAUGCCUGAUCGCGAUGCGCCUGGAAUGUGAGAUAGCACAGAUAAUGUCCCUAAACUUAUGGUUACGCCGGAUAGUCGAGUAAGCUGAACUGCUCUCGGG